This is a messenger RNA of Venustampulla echinocandica, 1014 nucleotides long. Its product is annotated as 1-aminocyclopropane-1-carboxylate deaminase. The record is from RefSeq and is a predicted model, not a curated record. The coding region runs from base 1 to 1014 and encodes 337 amino acids. Gene Ontology annotation, biological process: amine catabolic process. Lineage: Eukaryota; Fungi; Ascomycota; Leotiomycetes; Helotiales; Pleuroascaceae. Gene Ontology annotation, molecular function: 1-aminocyclopropane-1-carboxylate deaminase activity; D-cysteine desulfhydrase activity; pyridoxal phosphate binding. The transcript has 3 exons.
AUGGCAACCAUCACACUCCCAGAACCAUUUGCAAGCAUUCCUCGAACAGAUUUACUUUUUGGCCCUUCACCAAUACAUCACCUUCCCAGGAUAUCUGAAGCCUUGGGUGGGAGAGUUUCCAUAUGGGCAAAGCGGGAAGAUUGUAAUUCUGGGAUUGCGUUCGGCGGUAAUAAAACUAGGAAGCUCGAGUAUCUUGUCCCUGAGGCUCUAGAGCAGGGCUGUGAUACAUUGAUUAGCAUCGGCGGGGUGCAAUCAAAUCACACACGUCAGGCGAAGCUUGUCCAAGAGCAUUGGGUCGACUGGUCCGACCCAGGCUAUGAGAAGGUCGGCAAUAUCCAAAUAUCUCGUCUCAUGGGCGCCGCCCCACGUCUAGUCCCCUCAACCUUCGGCAUCGAGCAUAAGCCCACGCUCGCAAAUCUUACUCAGGAAGUUAUUGAGUCCGGCGGGAAGCCAUACUACAUCCCCGCGGGAGCAUCAGAUCAUCCCCUGGGCGGUCUGGGAUUCGCCCGCUGGGCCUUUGAAGUCCACCAACAAGAAGAUCAUCUGGGUAUCUUCUUCGACACCGUUCUUGUUUGCGCUGUGACUGGAAGUACAUUCGCUGGUAUGAUCGCUGGCUUUAAACUCCUAGAAAAGAACUUCGGCACCCCCAAGCGUCGAGUCAUUGGUAUAGAUGCAAGCGCCAAACCAUCCUCAACGCGCGCUCAGGUGCUGCGAAUCGCAAAAUUCACAGCUUCUAAAAUCGGACUCUCCGAAGACGAUAUUACCGAGGAGGAUGUGGAAUUGGAUGAGAGAUAUCACGAUGGGUGUUACGGAAUUCCUGGGGAGAUGACCAAGGAGGCGAUGAGGUUUGGGGCUCAGACCGAGGCGUUUAUUACGGAUCCUGUUUAUGAGGGGAAGAGUCUUGCUGGAUUGAUGGAUAUGGUGAGGAAAAGAGAGAUUACGGAGGGAGGUAAUGUGCUUUAUGCGCAUCUUGGAGGGCAGCUGGCGUUGAAUGCCUAUUCAGAUGUGUACUGA